Chara braunii is the source of this 623-nucleotide messenger RNA. The record is from the annotation of a GenBank genome assembly. Lineage: Eukaryota; Viridiplantae; Streptophyta; Charophyceae; Charales; Characeae.
GCGCUGUUAUGCCAUGAGCGUGAAGCACCCACUCAUGGUGGUGGCCACUGCUGAUCGCAACAUCAUCGUCUUCAAUCUUCAAAAUCCACAGACGGAGUACAAGAGGAUUCAGUCUCCUCUGAAGUAUCAGACGCGUUGCCUCGCCACAUUUCCAGACAAGCAAGGGUACUUGGUCGGUUCUAUCGAAGGUAGGGUGGCCGUGCAGCACCUCGAUGACUCACAGGCAUCGAAGAACUUUACGUUCAAGUGCCACAGAGACCAGAACGACAUAUAUGCAGUGAAUUCGAUAAGCUUCCAUCCAGUGCAUGGGACGUUUGCGACAGCAGGGUCAGAUGGGGCAUACAACUUCUGGGACAAAGACAGCAAGCAGAGGCUGAAGGCGAUGCAGCGAUGCCCUCAGCCGAUCCCAUGCAGCACAUUCAAUAACGAUGGAACUAUUUUUGCAUAUGCGGUGGGAUAUGACUGGAGUAAAGGGGCUGAGAACCAUAAUCCUACGAUGUCAAAGAACUACAUUUUCCUGCAUGCAACACAGGAUGGUGGGGAGGCAUGUGAUUGUUUUGGCGGUUGAACGGUACAGAGGUCAUUUCCUGUCCAUAGCUAGAAAACAAAACAGCAAGGCAACA